AUGACGGCGAGGCAACACGCCUCCAUGGCCUCCUCCGAGUUGACGGGCGUGUGCAUCAGUGAUGAGGGCGCCCUCACAGAGGUCACUUUUCCGUGGCCGCAAGAGAUUGACGGGCGAAGCCGCUCGAGCGGACAGCUCGGUGGACUCCCUGCGUGGGUGUUCUUUCCAGAGCGGGCUCAUGACUUGCGGAACAUGACGAUCUCGGAGAUUGCUUCAGACGUUGGCAGCCUCACUGAUGAAAGACAGGACUACAUCAUCUUGACCUUGAUGAAGGCCAAUGAGAAGUUCAGCCGCAAUCAUCACGCAGAGGAUCUGGCAGCAAAGCGCAUGGCGGAAAUCGGCUUAAAGUUCAUCUUUGGGCCUGUGGUGGUCCUUCGGCUUCGGCAUCCAUCACGUGCCACGCGAGUCCAGGACCCACUGUCAGUGCAAGAAGUUCGGAGAUUGCUGGCCAUGAUUGUGAUCGACGCAGUGGCGCCUGGGAUGUCCGUCAAGGAAGUCAUCGCCUUGGCGCAUGAGCAGGUCGAGGGUGCGUGCGCCUGUUUGAGAUUCAAAGGUGGACGGGUCACUGCCGAGCGAGCGUCCGAGGGACCCGCAGCCAUCCCGAUCAGUCGGCCCUGCCGUGACUUCCCGAACUGCAAGAAAGGCCGGCUGUGCCACUUUGCACAUGCUGAACCCGAUGUGCGUCAGCUCGGCCAGGAGACCCACCCACUUCGGAAGUCCAAGUUAUGCAUGAAUUUCAUCAAGAACGGCUCUUGUGAGUACGGCACGUACUGCAAUUUCGCACAUGGACAUCAGGAGCUAGUACCCGUCGCCCCUUCUGAGUCCCUAGAGCUGCAGUUCGAGGUUCGAGCAGCAAGUGGCCGUACACAGGAUUGCAAGGCUGCUGCUUGGAUGACUCUUGGUGCUGUGGAGCAGCUCAGCAGUGACCAUCUGCAGCUCGCUUACAGUGAUGGUGUGAGCGUCCUGGACAAAGCCACGAAGAUGAUCGAGAUGGACGCCUUGAAGCUGGCCGAGGGCAUCACAGCCAUUCAAAAUCAAAAGAACGCAGUCAAGUACAACAGUCUGCCCUGCCGUGACUACCCGAAUUGCAAGAAAGGCCGGCUGUGCCACUUUGCCCAUGCUGAACCUGACUUGCAUCAGCGCCAGGAGACCCACCCACGUUUGAAGUCUAAGCUAUGCAGGAACAUCAUGGAGGACGGCGUGUGUAAGUUCGGCGCGAACUGCAUGUUCGCACAUGGAGAUCAUGAGCUCCAAAAAAGACCCUGCAAAUAUGGCAAGGACUGCGAUCGCCCAGAUUGCUUUUUCGAGCACCCCGAAGGCUGGCAAAAGCAACAAGUACCUGUCCUGGGAUCUGCAUGCGAUGCUGCAGCUGCUGUGGCAGAGGAAGUUCCAGGUAAAGAAGGCCAGCUGGACAAAGCUAUGGGAGGCACUGUCGAGAGGAUUCGGCAAGAGGAGGAGCAGGCCCCGGCAGCGGCAGAAGCCGCAAAGCAAGCGGGCUUUCCAUCAGCACCGGGGACACUGGGUUCGUUCGUGCACAAAGUCGUAGAGGGCCUGGUGGUGAUGUUGGGUGCCGGUGAUGUGGCGCAGCUCCGAGGGGGCGUAGUAAUGGUUGUGACCAAACGGGUUUACGAGAUGCACAAGCCACGUUUUGAGCCGGUGGGUCGAGAGCCCUGCCCUCCGCUGCCAGGCGCGGCUGUUGCUCUGAGUCCGAUCUUGGAUCUCAGCCCACAUGAAGUGCCUUUCGAUGAUCCGGUUCUGCUCAUUGUGCCUGUUUGCACGGGUGCCGACGCAGCCUGGCGAUCGCUGCCACAAGGCGGCUGGGAGGAGCUGGUGUGCCUGCAGUUCUGCCCCGGCUUUGCCAUCCUGCGCCUGGACCACUUCUGCCAAGUGGUUGUAGGGAGCAGUGGGCGCGUUCGAGCGCCCAUCAGCGUCCGGGGCUUCAUCAACAGGCAUCGUGAGCCGCCGGUGGCAAGAUGGGCAAUCUUGCAGGAUGGUUGUGACACGUGCCUCGACAUGAUGCGCCAAUCUCGCAGGGGAAUAUUGAAGGACUUCGAGGAAUGCAUCCAGGUUCAUGUGCCAGGUUCAUACGACAACUUACAUCCUCUUCCUGUAUCUGAGGGACUUCACCCAGAAGAGCAUGACGAAGUGUGCCUGCGAUUCACGCACUUUCCCAGACACUCUAGCACCGAGUGGAAAGUGCAGGGACCUACCUUUAGCGAGUUCACGAUUUACGUCGAUGGCAUUCCGUACACCUUCUGCUUACCUGAUGCCCCUGCCAUCCCGCCACCAGCCGAUGCAGACCAGCAGAUGUUCCUUGUACCCCAAGAAGGAAGCACCAUCCAGGUGUCUGCAGCCAAUGGCAGUUCCGACGUCUACAUGGAGGGAGGCCUGCUGGACUCUUCGGCGAUUGUGCGGGCAUCAGACCUCCAAGACACAGCCGCCUCCUUGGGCAGUGUCGAGUUCAGCACAGCCUCCACAUCCUACCUUGCGCCGAACCUUCCGGCCCCGCCAAUGCCAGAUCUGCCCGAGGGAUUACCGGAGCGACCGCCUCCACCCCCGCCGGCGCGGCUACCGGUGCCGCCCAAUUGGAAGAGGGAUGUGCGAAAGGAGAAGUGGUAUGUCCCGUACCGCAUGAAAGUCUUUACGCUGAUUCAAAACCGCAUGGAAGGCGGUGCUGCAGAAGUUACGCUGGUUGGAAUUGAGCCGUGCAAAGAGAAUGUUUGUACCUGCCUGGAGUAUCCAGCACUCUUGCAGGACUUGUUCGCAGCGUUCCACGAAAGACGCCCGCCUUUCUACCUCAACUGGGAAACCGAGGUCAUCGCUUGGAACAAGAUUCACAAGCAGUAUGCCAGUCAAAAUCCGACCACCCUGCAAGAGCAGCUACAGGACUUCUCCAGAAGAGGCAACGACGUGAUCAUCGUGUCAGCUCCUGAAGAUCAGUUCAGCACUGCGCGGGAGGCCAUCAACGCGCACAACCAGCGAGAUCUUCCUGGCCACGGGAAGGCGUGGGAAGGCUGGGCAACAGCGGAUGACAUGCUCAACCCCGACCCCCUCCGCCAGCAGUGA
This is a messenger RNA of Symbiodinium natans, 3066 nucleotides long. NCBI's taxonomy places the organism in Eukaryota, Dinophyceae, Suessiales, Symbiodiniaceae. The record is from the annotation of a GenBank genome assembly.